Ornithodoros turicata is the source of this 950-nucleotide messenger RNA. RefSeq names its product phospholipid scramblase 1-like. NCBI's taxonomy places the organism in Eukaryota, Metazoa, Arthropoda, Arachnida, Ixodida, Argasidae. The record is from RefSeq and is a predicted model, not a curated record. Gene Ontology annotation, biological process: plasma membrane phospholipid scrambling. Bases 90 to 902 code for a protein of 270 amino acids. The transcript is spliced from 6 exons. Gene Ontology annotation, molecular function: phospholipid scramblase activity. Gene Ontology annotation, cellular component: plasma membrane.
UCUUUGGCAACAAACAUCAUACGGCAGACAUACGCUCGCUGGAAGGAACUCCGUAUUUUGUCUGAUUGUUGCAGUUGAGGAUCGCAAGCAUGGAGCAAAUUGUGGGUACACCGAAGCGUCCAUCCUCGCAGGAACCAAACAACUCUGCUGGGUCUCGAGAAGACUUAAGACAAGUCGUCAAGAUGAAACCCUACACAGUGCCAGCCUUUGUUGCUGAGCAUUGCGUGCCACCGGGACUUGAGUACUUGGCUCUGGUGGAUCAGAUAAUCGUCUCUCAGCAGCUUCAAAUCGUAGAGCUGUUAGUAGGCAUGGAACAGGCGAAUAAGUACGUGGUACGGAACAACAUGGGUCAGUUUAUGUACUUCGCCCUUGAAGAAUCCGACUUCUGUACUCGGUGCAUUCUUGGCGACAUUCGGCCAUUCGAAAUGAAGCUCAUGGAUUACCGUGGAGAGGAAGUGAUGCGAAUGUGUCGGCCACUUCGCUGUAACAGUUGGAUCUGCUUCUGUUGUCUGCAGGAGAUUCGUGUGGAGGCUCCGCCUGGAAGGAGUAUAGGACACAUAAAACAGGACUGUACGGUCGUCUAUCCUUCCUUCUCCAUAUUGAACGCUGUCCACCAGGAAGUCCUGAAGAUCACAGGGCCUCUUUGCACAAGCAGCUGCAUGGGAGAUGUCCCAUUUGAGAUAUAUACUUCGGAUAGAAAGCAGAAGAUUGGAAGAAUAAGCAAAAACUGGUCGGGCCUCGUCAAGGAAGCAUUCACAAAUGCCGACAACUACGCUCUCGCUUUCCCCAUUGACUUGAGCACGGAUAUCAAAGCCGUGCUUCUGGGAUGCCUCUUCCUCAUAGAGUUCAUUUUCUUCGAAGCAGGCAGGGCCCCGGAUCUACCUACGAAUAUCUUCAAUUGAAUGCGUAUGGACUAAUCGUCGCGAAUAAUUAAAACCACAAUUUUACAA